GGUUUUCUUUCUUUCUUCCCCAUAUAUACACACAUUUUACCCAAGAAAAAAAAAGCCAUUACAGCUCUCCUCUUCUUCGUCACAAAUUCUUCAAAAAAGAGACAAUCAUGGGUAAAGGUCCAGGACUCUACACCGAGAUCGGCAAAAAGGCCAGAGAUCUUUUGUACAAGGACUACCAAGGAGACCAGAAGCUCAGUAUCACCACUUACUCUUCAACCGGGGUUGCAAUCACAACAACUGGAACAAACAAGGGAGAUUUGUUUGUGGGUGAUGUACUUACCCAAAUCAAGAACAAGAACUUAACUGCUGAUAUCAAAGUUGCCUCUGAUUCUUCUAUCCUUACCACUGUCACCUAUGAUGAGGCUACCCCUGGAUUGAAGGCUAUCCUUAGCGCCAAGGUGCCUGAUCAGAAAUCUGCCAAGGUUGAGCUCCAGUAUCUGCAUCCCCAUGCAGGUAUCUGCACCAGCGUUGGACUGACAGCUAGCCCCGUUGUCAACUUCUCCGGUGUGAUUGGAACCAGUGUGUUGGCUCUUGGUACCGAUGUGUCCUUUGACACAGAAUCUGGCAACUUCAAACAUUUCAACGCCGGUGUGAGCUUCACCAAGGAUGAUUUGAUUGCUUCUCUUACUCUGAACGACAAGGGUGAGAAAUUGAAUGCAUCGUACUACCACAUAGUGAACCCGUUGAAGAACACAGUGGUUGGAGCCGAGGUUACCCACAGCUUGAAGAGCCAAGUGAACACGAUAACCGUGGGUGCUCAGCACGCUCUUGACCCAUUGACCACGGUUAAGACACGCGUAAACAAUGCUGGUAUAGCCAACGCACUGAUCCAACACGAGUGGCGUCCGAAGUCGUUCAUCACCAUCUCUGGAGAGGUUGACUCUAAGGCCAUCGAGAAGAGUGCAAAGGUUGGGUUUGCUCUCGCUCUCAAGCCUUGAGCCACUGUCUUCUAAUCUUUUGGAACUAAUCUCUGUCUGGUUUUUUUUUCCCCUUUAAAAAUUGUUCAUUUGUUUUCUUUUUUACAAAAUAAGAAGAAGAAAAAUAAAAACCUAUGAAAGGAUCGUCUUUGAAGAUGAACCAUACAAGUCUCUUUCUUGAUUA
Molecule: messenger RNA, 1101 nt
Organism: Raphanus sativus (radish)
Lineage: Eukaryota; Viridiplantae; Streptophyta; Magnoliopsida; Brassicales; Brassicaceae
Product: mitochondrial outer membrane protein porin 3
Exons: 6
Coding region: 108-938 (276 amino acids)
Biological process (GO): monoatomic anion transmembrane transport
Cellular component (GO): mitochondrial outer membrane
Molecular function (GO): voltage-gated monoatomic anion channel activity
Source: RefSeq, a predicted model, not a curated record